ACUACUUUUUUCUAAGUCAGUUUGUAUAUUAUUCUUGUAUGCAGUAUAGCAUUUAAUGUGUAUUGUAAAUACUUAAAAUCAUUUAUAAAAAUCAUAUAAUUAUGUUUUAGUUUUAACUGGUUCUUAAUACAAUAGUAAAACUUGCUAAAGUAAAUUACUUUGAACAAAAAGUUUUUGAAUAAUCCUAGUAAAUGUGAAAGCUGGCAUCUCUGAAAACGUAGAGGAAAAUGAAAACGUCAAUUUAGAGAAAGCAAAAGUAAAGAAACGCUAUAAUUUUUUCAAGCUGCUAAUUCCGGAAUUUUCGAAAAAUUUGCAAGAAUUCACGCAGUUUGCUUGAAAAUAUAUAGAAGUGAAUAGUAAAAACUAAAUAGUUAUAAGCAAGUUAGAACAAGAAAAUACUCUACAACAUGGAUGAAGCGCGUGAUGAAAGCCAAUUUAUUGUGGACGACGUAAGCAAAAUAAUUAAGGAUGCCAUUGAGAACACCAUCGGCGGCAACGCCUACCAACAUGACAAGGUAAACAACUGGACGGGACAAGUUGUGGAGAACUGUCUUAGUGUUCUUACCAAGGAGCAGAAACCAUAUAAAUACAUUGUCACGUCGAUGAUAAUGCAAAAGAAUGGCGCUGGUCUGCAUACAGCCAGUUCAUGCUAUUGGAAUAAUGACACAGAUGGAAGCUGCACAGUGCGUUGGGAAAAUAAAACGAUGUAUUGUAUUGUGUCGGUGUUUGGUCUAGCCGUUUAAGAAUUGAUGAAAGGAAACUGAAGUGAGGUGAUGCCAAAAGCGGCUACAGCCAGGGGAGGGUAUAGACUUUUUAGUUGUUUUCGGUGGACACAAAAACAAAGUAAAACAGUAAAUACUAUAGAAACAUACAACAUUCUCAACCCAGAUAAACGCUUACUACAGCCAUUUGAAUUCAAUUAUAAAAUCGAUUUAUUACUCUGACCAGAGAGCUUGUAACAAAAAAUGUGUUAAAUCUUUUAUAGCUGCAUAAGUUGUUGAAACUACAAAAUAAUAUAAAAUUCUUUAGGGCCUUAAAAUUGAAUAAAAAUAUAGUUGAGGUGGUGUGCUUACUGAUUUUAAGAAUGUUCAAUAUGUGCAGCAAUUGAAUAUAAAUUUGAAUUAAAAUCGCAGAAAAUGUAUUUUUAUAGAGGGUACCGAAAAUAUGUAUAUGUAUAUGUAAGAGCGUGCUUUACAUUAAAAACUAAUAUAUUUACUACUAGGAAUUCCAAUAUUUUUAGUUUUCGAUAAAACAUUAAAAUCUUAGUGGUUUAUGCCAUUUAUUUCCGAAUAACCACGUACAUAUAUGUAUACAUAAAUAUUUAAGGCUUUGCAUCUGAAAUUGAUAAUAAAACACUAAUAUUCUAAAUAA
Bactrocera oleae (olive fruit fly) is the source of this 1371-nucleotide messenger RNA. It is a transcript of the gene Dlc90F, whose product is annotated as dynein light chain 90F. Gene Ontology annotation, biological process: microtubule-based movement. Gene Ontology annotation, molecular function: dynein intermediate chain binding. The record is from RefSeq and is a predicted model, not a curated record. NCBI's taxonomy places the organism in Eukaryota, Metazoa, Arthropoda, Insecta, Diptera, Tephritidae. Gene Ontology annotation, cellular component: cytoplasm; cytoplasmic dynein complex.